Molecule: messenger RNA, 1587 nt
Organism: Naegleria lovaniensis
Lineage: Eukaryota; Heterolobosea; Eutetramitea; Acrasida; Naegleriidae
Exons: 1
Coding region: 1-1587 (528 amino acids)
Biological process (GO): regulation of protein phosphorylation
Cellular component (GO): cAMP-dependent protein kinase complex
Molecular function (GO): cAMP-dependent protein kinase regulator activity
Source: RefSeq, a predicted model, not a curated record
AUGUUUCCUCAUCCCUCUUCUCAUUACACAUCACCCCACCAACAACAGAGUCGUGUAUCUUCAUACAACACCACUCCCUUCGGAUCAGGUUCCUCUCCUUCUUUUUCCGUUGCUGAUUUACAGCAAUAUUUACAGGAGAAGAGAGUUGAAGAAUUAUUUGUAAGCUUGAUGCAAGCCAUUUGUUUGGAACGUCCCCAACACAUCAUUCCGUUCCUUCAUCAGAAAUUGACUCAAAUUGAAAGCUUUGCUGGUGUUGUUUCUCAUCAACAAGUACCCUCACAGCCACAGCAACAACAAAUUUAUACAACCACAGCACCAUCAUCAUACAAUAACAGCAUACAACAACAACCUCCACAGCCACAACAACAACAAGCUUAUUCUUUUGGAUCCUCACAACCAAAGCAAUCUACUGGCACUAAAUCCCCUCCAUCAAUUGGAAUAAAUAAUUCCGUCCAACAACAACCAGCAAAAUCUCCUUCUCCAUUCAGUUGGGACAGUAGAAGUGCUUUCACAGAUACUGGAGAAGUUGCUACUGAAAAACCCUCCAAGUCCAAUGGGGAUGCUUCUGUUCGCUUUGCUGUUCCUUCUCCAAGUUCAAGUGCUUUGGCUGAAAACAGUUCAGGCAUUGAUUGGAACGAAAGCGAGAAUCGUAGAAGAAGAUAUUCCAUUUCUGUAGCGAGAAGACGAGCUGUUAGUAGUGAAGUGUUAGACGAAUCAAAGCCAUUAACCGCAGAAGAGUUACAAGUCCAUCACAAAACUCCAGAAGAAUUUUCCAAGCUUAAAGAAGCUUUGUCAUCGAACGCUCUUUUCACUUCAUUGGAACCAGAGGAUCUAAAAAUUAUCUUGGACACCAUGUUUGAAGUAAAUGUUAAAAAAGGAGACACCAUCAUUCGUCAGGGAGAUGAACAAGGCGAUUUGUUCUAUGUAAUUUAUAGUGGAGAGUGUGAAGCACUCAAAAAAACAGGUAACGAAGAGAAAGUAGUUAAGGAAUAUUCAGCAGGAGAUUCAUUUGGAGAAUUGGCUCUUAUUUAUGGAACUCCAAGAGCAGCUACUGUUCGCUCCAAGACUGACUGUAAAUUAUAUGCUAUCGAUCGUGUCACAUUCCGUCGUAUUGUCAUGCUAAAUACUAAGCGUAAACGUGAAAUGUAUGAAGACUUUUUGAAACGUGUUCCAAUUUUAGAAACUCUAACUGAUUAUGAGAGAAUGACUGUUGCAGAUGCUCUCGUUCAAGAAACAUACGAUGCUGAAGACGACAAGGGCCGCUAUAUCAUCCGACAAGGAGACCGAGGAGAUGCCUUCUACAUUAUCAUUGAGGGCGAAGUUGUCGUCAAAAAGAAAGCGAAUCUUGCUGAUGUAAAUGCUCCAGAAGAAGAGUUGACUAGAUUAAGUGUUGGUGAUUACUUUGGAGAAAUUGCUUUGCUAACAGACCAAACUCGUCAAGCAAGCGUAGUUAUUCCUGAGGACGCUAGUGAAAAUGUUAAGCUUGUUAGACUUAAUAGAAAGGACUUUAAGAGUCUGUUGGGCCCUUGCGAGGAAAUCUUGAAGAGAAAUAUGAGACUUUACACUCAAUAUGUGACUCAAAUUUAA